This is a messenger RNA of Sphaerulina musiva SO2202, 519 nucleotides long. Its product is annotated as S-adenosyl-L-methionine-dependent methyltransferase. The transcript has a single exon. Gene Ontology annotation, cellular component: nucleus. NCBI's taxonomy places the organism in Eukaryota, Fungi, Ascomycota, Dothideomycetes, Mycosphaerellales, Mycosphaerellaceae. The annotation marks the transcript as partial. Gene Ontology annotation, biological process: DNA repair; regulation of transcription regulatory region DNA binding; DNA damage checkpoint signaling. The record is from RefSeq and is a predicted model, not a curated record. Gene Ontology annotation, molecular function: histone H3K79 methyltransferase activity.
CUGGUCGAACAUUUCUUCGAUCAACUCCACGAUCGAUGUAUCGCGGACAUUGCACCACUAUUAGAACGCACCGGCGACCAAAGCCCCGAAAAUACCUACGGAGAACUCACUCCCCACUUCAUCAGCACCCUCUGCCUCCAAACCUCCCUCUCCCCAUCUUCCACAUUCCUCGAUCUCGGCAGCGGCGUCGGCCAAGUCUGCAUGCAAACCUCGCUCGAAACGGGCUGUACCUCCUUCGGCAUCGAACGCGACGGCCGCUGCCACGCCGUGGCCAUGACGCAUUUCGCACAAUUCGCCCUCCGAGCACAAUUAUGGGGCGCGGCGCACGGGAGUGUGCAUUUGCGACACGGAGAUUUUCUGGCUUGUCCGGCGUUUGUCGAAGAGGAAUUGCUGACUGUGGCGGAUGUUGUGCUGGUGAAUAAUUUGAAAUUGGAACCGGAGUCGGAUUGGGAGUUGCAGAGGAAAUUGACGCAGAGGUUGAAGAGUGGUGCUGUGGUGGUUAGUACGAGGCCUUUGGCG